Oncorhynchus kisutch (coho salmon) is the source of this 657-nucleotide messenger RNA. Its product is annotated as homeobox protein Dlx2b-like. Gene Ontology annotation, biological process: cell differentiation; regulation of transcription by RNA polymerase II; embryo development. Gene Ontology annotation, molecular function: RNA polymerase II cis-regulatory region sequence-specific DNA binding; DNA-binding transcription factor activity, RNA polymerase II-specific. The record is from RefSeq and is a predicted model, not a curated record. The coding region runs from base 1 to 657 and encodes 218 amino acids. The transcript has 5 exons. Lineage: Eukaryota; Metazoa; Chordata; Actinopteri; Salmoniformes; Salmonidae.
AUGCCGCCGUCACCUCCUGCCCAUCUGAAGACUGUUGCCACAGCUAUGCAAUCAACUCCCUACAGCAUGCACGAAUCACAGGAAUAUCCAACCUUACCGAUUUCAACUGCUACAGGGGGCAAUUUCUUCCCUAACCAACUGCAUCAGCUCGAGUUUGAAGUCAAUUCGUUUCUUCCCGGUGGUUAUAAUGGGAAUAACGCUCACUACAGUCCCGAGAUUUAUGAGUUUGGGUUCCCAACCUCAUAUGAUUGUUAUGGAUCAUAUACGGGCUCUUCCUCUCUCACCACGGACACAGAGAAAGAGAAGGAGACAGAAGUCAGAAUGGUAAAGGGAAAUCCAAAGAAAGCCCGGACGCCUAGAACAAUCUACUCCAGCCUGCAGCUGUGUGUGCUCCAGAGCAGAUUCCGAAUUAGGCAGUAUCUGGCGCUACCUGAACGCGCGGAGAUCGCCGCGUCACUGGGACUCACACAAACACAGGUGAAGAUCUGGUUCCAGAACCGUCGCUCCAAGUUGAAGAAGCUGUGGAGAAACGGGCAGAUGCCACCAGGACAGCAGGAGACCCCCUGUGACUCCACUCGGUCCAGCAGCUCUCCUCGACCAACAGCGGUGCACUGGGGCCCCCAGAAUCACAGGAUUACAGAGAUAAGCAAAGACUGA